AUGCAGGCAGCCCAUGCUGCACGAAGAAGAGCGGGCGACGCUGGAGCCCGCAGUGGUGGUGGCCAGCGCACGCCAGGCGCAUUGGACGAAUACCCGCAAGUGCCCAAGAACAGUAAACCGGCAGGGGAGGUUGCGCUGGACCCGUGGUGCGCUGAAUACAAGGAGAAAAAGGCGGAAGCGAAACGCCAGGGGCGUCGCAUGCUCGCCGAUGACAUGGGUUGUGCCAAGUCGCCCACCGGCGGCAAGGAGUGCAAAGUUGGCCUGAAGACGGCGCAGCAGCGGCACCCGCAGCGUCACCGGCAUCGCCAUCACCUCUCCUGCGACUGCGACACCAACAAGCAGAUCAGCGUCCUCCGUCGCCAGCUCCAAGAAUCCCGGGUCACGCACGACCUGCUUCGUGCAGAGCUGACCAAGCGCACGCAGAUGGAAAACCUUGCAGCCGCUGUCAAUAUGAGCACGACUGGGAUCCAUCGCUGGAGCGGCGGCCACCUGCGAACGGCAAAGGCGUGCUUUGAGUUUUCCGUCUCCUGUGCGCCUGACGACGUCAUUGCGCUCGUGUGUCUGUCUGCGCUUCUGGACACACACCCGGACCUCGGGCCCGUUGUCUCCAGCACGCUUGUCACCGCACGCUAUCACGUGCAAGCGCAGCAGGCGCCCAACGUGUCGAAGGAGGUGUGCGUGCGUCGCCUGAUGCAAGAGCUGAACCAGCCGCACGUGCGGGGCGCGGAUCGGCGGUUUGUGCAGGCGGCACUUGGCCUGGUGCACGCGGUGUGCAACAUGAACCUUGCCGCAGCACGGCACCACCUGCUCAAGGCAGCACAGGUGGACAUGUGGGAGGCGGAGGAGGAGGAAGAGCAAGAAGAUGAAUGGGAGGAGGAAGACGUGGGCGGGGAAGAGCAAGAACAAGAAGAACAAGAACAAGAAGAACAAGGAGGAGAAGAACAAGGAACUGAAGGAGAAACAGAAGAGGAGGUGGAAGAAGAGGGAGGGAAGAGGGAAGGAAAGGGUCGCCACAGUGGUGGUGGCGAAGGUGGCGAUGGAAACGAGGAAGAGCAGGAGCAGGAGCAGCAGGAGCCGGGUGGCACACUUUGGACUCACCAGCCCACACAUGGUGGUGGUGGUGGGGAUGGCCUGGCAGAGGAUGAAGAAGAAGCUGUGGACGCGAUUCUUGCUGCCAUUGGCGCUGAAAGCGACGGAGACGGCCAUGAUGAUGAUGAUGAUGAUGAUGAUGAUGAUGAUGAUGAUGAUGAUGAUGAUGAUGAUGCUGUUGGUAGCCGCGAUGGUGAUGGUUUUCAUGGUGGUGACAGUGAUGAUGGGGAUGAAUACGACGACGCCCCCGGUGUCCACUACGACAACAACAUCUGUAAGCGCAGCAGAAGCGAGGAGACGGGAGAUGGGGCAGACACGACGGCGGUGAUGCAAGAGGAAGAAGACAAGGAAGAGAAGCCACAGAAGGACAAGAAGUCAAAGAAGGACAAGAAGACAAGGAAGGAAGAGAAGACAAAGAAGGAGAAGAGAAAGAGGACAAGGAAGGACAAGGCAGAGGCGAAGAACAUCAAUCACGAAGCGGCAGAAGCAAACGCAGCAACGGCGUCGACGGACAAGAAGGAGAAGAAGACAAAGAAGAAGUCACGCCUGAAGAUCACGCUGCUAAAGAGCAAGAGCAAGAGCAGCAGCAGCAAAGACAGCAAGAACAGCGGCAAGGCGCGCGCCGUGACAGCUGCGGCGGCGAACCAGGAGAACAACUGCAACAGAGCCACCACUGCCACUGCCAACAACCGUGACGCCACGAAUGCUAGUAACAGCAGCAACAGCACUGCCAAUGACGGUGCGGGUGAGGUGACAGCGCUUGUGCCGGCAUUUUCAAACCCAGCGGACAUGCGGCGCUGCCUCGAAGGCAAAGGCUCGAGCUCACAGGACCACAAGGGGUGCAACGUGCUGGCGCUGAGCACCCUGGCAAAGGCAGCCGCACACGGGCUGUAUGGCUUCCCCGCCAACAACAGCAAGGCGUGCGAACUUGCACUCCGUGCAGCGAUGAUGGGCGACGCAAGCAGCCAGUUCCAGCUGGGCGUGGUGGCGAGCAACGGCCUUCUCGGUGGCAGCACACGCAGCGCGGCCUACGCCUUUGCGUGGUACAGACAGGCGGCAGACAGGCACCUCCCACAGGCCCUGGUGAACCUUGGCAACUGCCACGCAACGGGCACGGGCACAGCGCCCAACGCCAGCAAGGCGGUGGAGUGCUAUCGGCAGGCGGCGCAGCGCGGGCACGCCGCGGGUGCGUUCAACCUGGCCAUGUGUUACCGCCACGGUCGCGGUGUGAAGCGGUCGACAAGCAAGACGAUCAAGUGGCUGACGCGCGGCGCAGAGGGAGGCCACGCUGCCUCCCAAUACGAACUCGGCAUCCUCCUCACAGAUGGUGUACACGGCAACAGCAACAGCAACAGCGGCGGUGGCGGCGGCGGCGGUGGUGGUGGGCAGAAGCAGGUGUCACAGGGCAUGGUGUGGCUGAAGCGCGCAGCAGAGCAGGACCACAUCAAGGCCAUGUCCGCCCUCGUCGCCCUGCUGAUGUCAAGCAGAGAUCGGGCCCGCCGGCGCGAGGGAAAGCGGUGGCUGAAGCGCAUCAAGGCGCUCGCAGCACAGCAGUCCACCUCCUACCCAACUACCGCCAAUGCCAGGCGCAGGAGAAAGAGGGAACAGGAGAGGACCGCAGAAGCACGCGCGCAACAGGCGACCACGGCCCUGACAGACAGGACUGCCGCUGCUGUUCGAGGGAACGACCAACGCGGCGGUGUGGCGUUGAAGGUGAAGCGUGAUGCACACGGCAGGGCGUCCACAGACACCUUUAUUGAAUGCGACACUUCACCUCUUCGCUGCGGGCGUCCCGCGGUUGUUGGGGAUGGUGCUGGUGACACGAUCGCACACGGUGGCGGUGUGGUUGCAGGCAAGCUGCUUCCCUCUUCUUCCUCUUCCUCUUCUUCCUCGUCCUCCUCUUCUUCUUCACCAUUGCCUUCGUCUGCGUUAUGUGCGUGAGCCGUUGAUGCUACUGUUACUACUCAAUCACGACUGUGCUCCAUUGCGCGCGUGCAUGCAUGUGUGUGAACGCGAGCCCAAUGAACGAAUGAAUGAAACACAACGUG
This is a messenger RNA of Salpingoeca rosetta, 3137 nucleotides long. RefSeq lists its product as uncharacterized. Gene Ontology annotation, molecular function: protein binding. The transcript is spliced from 4 exons. NCBI's taxonomy places the organism in Eukaryota, Choanoflagellata, Craspedida, Salpingoecidae. Bases 1 to 3030 code for a protein of 1009 amino acids. The record is from RefSeq and is a predicted model, not a curated record.